AGUUGGUGUUCGGGGAAGACCCCCUUGUGGACACUAACCACGGGUAAUUGAUCUAACAAUUAGCGACACCUGUCACUUAAACCCCAGGCUAGUACACACAUGCAGGCUUAAUAAGCUUGUGCUGGACAGUUGACCGAGGCCGUGCUGCGACAUAAGGUCACUUCGGCCACUUGACUUUUAGGCGAGUGGACGUGGAGUGGAGUUAAUCUUUCGGUGCUGGACGAAGAACAGUGAAGUUUCAGAAAGUACGGAGAUACUAAAGUGAAUAACAUGGAUAUCAACUUCCGCCGAGUAACAAGCAGUGAUUAUGAUGACGUCAUCGCGAUCAGACGGGGUAUUUACUUCGGUUGGGACUAUUUGGCAUCAAGAUUUCAUUCCAUGAUGGAAACCCAUCAAGGCUAUGUUGCCAUGGACGGCGACAAAAUGGUCGGAUUUUCAUUUAUAACUACAGUGGAUGACGGAGAAACGUUAUUAACCCGUGCCUCUCGUGUUCACGAGGAUUACGAAGGGAAAGGAGUCUAUCGGAGUCUCUCUGACUACAUCCGUCAAAUCAUUUCAAGCAAUCCAGAAAUAAAACGAAGCGCAGUUGCCAUUCACAUGAAUGCGGAAGCUGACCGUCUGAUAAAGAAGGGCGCAGUUUUUGUCGGCAAACGGGAUUUUCUGGUAUUUCACGGAACGGCGUCAUCAAUCUUGCCACGCAUAAACGGAGUUAUAGAAAACAAACCAUUGCAAAGUGAUGCCAUAUCCAAAAUAUUCCAGUCCACAAAGUUAUGCUCCGUACUGUUUCCGUCUGAUCGGAUUGUGUCCAACUGGGUAGCCUACAGAUUGUUUCCAAACAACAUAAAACAUUUCGAUUCAGACCUCCACAACGUUAUUGCCACCUCUGUGGAUCCGGAAAAUGAGUCCAGUGAUCCCCUUCUGUCUGUUGGUGUGUUAUUUAAAUGUGACACAGGGGAAGCGAUCUGCAUAGAUUUCCAUGGUAACAUAGGAGACGGGUCAAAGGUCAGAGAACACAUGGAAAAACAUAUCAAACUCUCAAUAGGACCACAAACUGAUAAUUUCUUUAUCAUGAUAACACACGAGACUAAGAUGGACGAUGCAUUGCUAUACAAGAUGAUGGAGGAUUUCUCAAUGACUGAGAAAUUAUUAACUGGUAUCAACAUGAACAUGAUUGAGGAAAACGUGUAAUAGACGGUUCACACCUGUCAAUCAAACUAACAUUUCUUGACCAAUCAGAAAACUUGAGACUAUUUACUGGAUGCAUUUACGCAAUAUUGCUCUAUAAACAGAAUUAGGAUGUGUGCCAGCAAACGCACACAGGCGUUAAACUACAUAUAACGAAAAGAAAUCAACUAACUUUAUAAUUAACACAUUCGAUAAAGCAUACAUCAUGCACCUGAUAUCGACUUGAGUGGGACGUUACAUGUCGAAUCGUCUGGAAUUGUUGAUCGCCGUCUGCUAUACUUGCACAGGAAUCAACUCAGCUUUCGCAAACGAUUCGCGAGUUUACAUUGCUCUACAAUGUACACACAGCCUGCCUUCUCUUCUCUUCAUAUCCGAAAUAGAAUUAAAGCAAAUAUGGAAUUACAUGUCUGCAUUCCAGAACUAAGCAGGAUGUACCUGAUCUGUUGAACAUUACAGCAAUCACAUUUGUAACAGUGGACCGUAACACAUACGAGUCGAGACUAUUUUUAUUUCUGAGUCAACAAAAUCGUGAUUGUCUGUUGUAGUUUUGUUAUUUGACAUGAAAUGCAAGAUGUUUCGAAAAGAAAUAUAUUACCAAUUCUUUAUGAUAACGAACCUUCGACUGUGUAAUAUGUAUCCUAGCUUUAAACCGGCAAACUUGUAAACAUUCAUUUUUCUUGACAUGUACGGGCAUGACGCAAAACCUCGUUUGUCUCCAAUGAAAAAAUUGCAUUACUCUCUACGUUUGCGCCCUGGUGUACGUUAGAGUCAGAAAUAUCUUAAAAAUUAAAAAGUUAAAUUCCUUAAUUUGUUCAUUAUAAUAAAUGUUAAAAACAUACUAACUA
Mizuhopecten yessoensis (Yesso scallop) is the source of this 2030-nucleotide messenger RNA. RefSeq names its product histidine N-acetyltransferase-like. Gene Ontology annotation, molecular function: acyltransferase activity, transferring groups other than amino-acyl groups. Bases 271 to 1188 code for a protein of 305 amino acids. The transcript has 5 exons. Lineage: Eukaryota; Metazoa; Mollusca; Bivalvia; Pectinida; Pectinidae. The record is from RefSeq and is a predicted model, not a curated record.